This is a messenger RNA of Cylicostephanus goldi, 131 nucleotides long. NCBI's taxonomy places the organism in Eukaryota, Metazoa, Nematoda, Chromadorea, Rhabditida, Strongylidae. The record is from the annotation of a GenBank genome assembly.
AUGACUUAUGUUUUUUUAGGAAAAGAUGACAUAUUUGGUGAAAAUCCGCUGUUGUAUGAAGAAGUUGGCAAGUCAUCAUGCAAUGUCCGUGCAUUGACAUAUUGUGAUCUGCAUAAAAUUCUCAGGUAAAA